This is a messenger RNA of Dissoconium aciculare CBS 342.82, 1242 nucleotides long. Its product is annotated as WD40 repeat protein. NCBI's taxonomy places the organism in Eukaryota, Fungi, Ascomycota, Dothideomycetes, Mycosphaerellales, Dissoconiaceae. Gene Ontology annotation, molecular function: histone binding. The transcript is spliced from 3 exons. The record is from RefSeq and is a predicted model, not a curated record. The annotation marks the transcript as partial. Gene Ontology annotation, cellular component: Set1C/COMPASS complex.
CCUGACGGGGCGCAAUUUGAUUGAUACCCAAGAAGUGAGCCCUUGACCGUCAUGUUUUAGGGCUGAGCACUCGCGUCUACAGCCCGCACAGUCGCGUCUCCUCCAACUACGCGCAUUGGACACUCGAAAUUUCGAGACGACAUUGCCGGGACAAUGAGCUUCAAUUCGGUUCACGAGCACCAACAGCGCCGCGCCCGACCGCGAUCCGAUUCACAAGGCUCUGAUCCAGAUGCGCAACUUCAGUACGCCUACGAUGGUGACUCGCCCAGUGAUGCUGGUCGCUCUUUUCACACCCCCGGCCAGGGCAGCGAUGAAGAAGAUGAGACGGUAGAGGAACGGACGGUCGAGAGACCAGUGAAAUUGAACUACGUUCUCAAGUUCACAUUACAUGGUCACAAGGGUGGAGUAGCGGCGGUAAAGAUAUCACCCGACGGAAAAUGGAUCGCAAGCUGCUCUGCCGACGCCACGAUCAAAAUAUGGGAUGUCAGCACCGGAGAACUGUCGCAAACUCUCGAGGGACAUCUUGCUGGCAUAUCUACCAUAUCUUGGAGCCCGGAUUCCAAGUAUUUGGCGUCCGGUUCGGACGACAAGAUCAUUCGCCUUUGGGUGAUCUCAACAGGAAAGAGUCUGCCGACACCACUAGUCGGACAUCACAACUAUGUCUAUAGUUUAGCUUUCUCGCCGAAAGGUAACAUGAUAGUAUCGGGAUCCUACGACGAGGCGGUGUUUCUAUGGGACGUGCGGACUGCUCGAUUGAUGCGCAGCUUGCCAGCACACUCAGAUCCUGUGUCCGGAACCGACUUUGUUCGAGAUGGCACACUCAUCGCAUCUUGUUCAAGCGACGGGCUUAUUCGAAUCUGGGACACAAUUACUGGUCAAUGUCUCAAGACACUCGUGCACGAGGACAACGCCGCUGUUACAAGCGUCAGAUUUAGCCCCAACGGAAAGAUGGUGCUGGCUGCAACGCUGGAUUCUUCGAUUCGACUUUGGGACUACGUAAACGGGCGAUGUUUGAAGACAUAUCAAGGUCACCAGAACCAAAAGUACAGCAUAAAUGCAACAUUCGGUACAUACGGUGACGGAACUGUGGUAUUGUGGGAUGUGAACUCCAAGGAGGUGUUACAGACAUUGCAGGGCCACGAUGGGGUCGUGCUUGGAGUUGAUGUUGGCCUUGAGGAUCAGACAAUAGCCACUUGUGGGAUCGAUGGUACUAUCAAGGUCUGGAAGAGAGCGUCUCUUCCG